Messenger RNA from Myripristis murdjan (pinecone soldierfish), 9377 nucleotides. RefSeq names its product phosphatidylinositol-4,5-bisphosphate 3-kinase, catalytic subunit alpha. Bases 444 to 3650 code for a protein of 1068 amino acids. The transcript has 26 exons. The record is from RefSeq and is a predicted model, not a curated record. NCBI's taxonomy places the organism in Eukaryota, Metazoa, Chordata, Actinopteri, Holocentriformes, Holocentridae. Gene Ontology annotation, molecular function: 1-phosphatidylinositol-3-kinase activity; 1-phosphatidylinositol-4-phosphate 3-kinase activity. Gene Ontology annotation, biological process: phosphatidylinositol 3-kinase/protein kinase B signal transduction; phosphatidylinositol-3-phosphate biosynthetic process; phosphatidylinositol-mediated signaling. Gene Ontology annotation, cellular component: phosphatidylinositol 3-kinase complex, class IB; cytoplasm; plasma membrane.
GUUUAAACCCUCCGACUGGACAUGCGGGAUUGUAUUUUUUUAUUUUGAAGCGCACAAAUUGGAAGCGCGGGGUGCGAGAGGAUUUCUUGUUGCUAUGGAGUAACGGUUCCUGUCAGAGCUGGCUGGCACGCAGAGCAGCGGACGGUAAAAAAACAAGCUCCUCUAGCCGGCGCCGGGGAGCAGCAGCCGGGCGCUGGGACCUGAAGGGGUCGGCUGGCUGGCGAGUUAGCCUGCUACCUGCGGCGCUAGCUGGAGAGCCUCUCAUAUCACCAUCUUCAACCGAUUCACUGCACAGCACAAAAGCGUAUACAAAAUUCAUUGCACCCGUGAAGAUGGAUUGAAACAUGAAGGGUGGAACUGUCUCAUCAUCAAAAUAGGAGAGCCUCUCUUUUAGGUUGUGCUCUGCAGCUGAUCGGUGAGUGAGCUGGGUUGCAGAGAGGAAGAUGCCUCCCAGGCCUUCGUCAGGGGAGCUGUGGGGCAUCCACCUGAUGCCUCCCAGGAUCUUGGUGGACUGUCUGCUGCCUAAUGGGAUGAUCCUGACCCUGGAGUGUCUCCGUGAGGCCACGCUCAUCACCAUCAAGCAUGAGCUGUUCAAGGAGGCCAGGAAAUACCCACUCCACCAUCUGCUACAGGAGGAGACUUCCUACAUCUUUGUCAGUGUUACACAGGAAGCAGAGCGGGAAGAGUUCUAUGAUGAGACCAGGAGACUGUGUGACCUCCGACUCUUCCAGCCCUUCCUCAAGGUCAUUGAACCAGUUGGCAACAGAGAGGAGAAGAUUCUCAACAGAGAGAUCGGUUUUGCGAUUGGUAUGCCAGUGUGUGAGUUUGACCUCGUGAAAGACCCUGAGGUUCAGGACUUCAGGAGAAACAUCCUGAACGUUUGCAAAGACUCUGUGGAACUCAGAGACGCCAAUGGGCCCCACAGCAGGGCGCUGUACGUCUACCCACCCAACGUGGAGUCCUCACAGGAACUACCCAAACACAUCUACAGCAAAUUGGACAAAGGUCAGAUAAUUGUAGUGAUUUGGGUGAUUGUUUCCCCUAACAAUGACAAGCAGAAGUACACUCUGAAGAUCAACCACGACUUUGUGCCUGAACAGGUUAUUGCUGAGGCUAUUCGUAAGAAGACACGAAGCAUGCUGCUGUCCCCAGAGCAGCUGAAGAUGUGUGUUCAGGAAUACCAGGGCAAAUACAUUCUCAAAGUCUGUGGCUGUGAUGAGUACCUGCUGGAGAAGUACCCCAUCAGCCAGUAUAAGUAUAUUCGAAGUUGCAUCAUGCUGGGCAGGAUGCCUAACCUGAUGCUAAUGGCUAAGGACAGCCUGUACACACAGUUGCCCAUAGAUACCUUCGUCAUGCCAUCAUACUCGCGCCGCAUCUCCACGGCAACGGCCUAUAUGAAUGGCGAGGCGGCCGCCAAAUCGCUGUGGACCAUCAAUGGAACUCUCCGGAUACGAGUCCUCUGCGCCACGUAUGUCAACGUCAACAUACGGGACAUAGACAAGAUCUAUGUGAGGACCGGCAUCUACCACGGUGGGGAGCAGAUGUGUGAUAAUGUCAACACACAGAGAGUCCCCUGCUCUAAUCCCAGGUGGAAUGAGUGGCUCACUUAUGACAUGUACAUCCCAGACAUCCCCCGCGCAGCAAGACUGUGCCUCUCCAUCUGCUCUGUCAAAGGCAGGAAGGGGGCCAAAGAGGAACACUGUCCCCUGGCCUGGGGCAAUGUCAACCUGUUUGACUACACUCACACCCUGGUGGCCAAUAAGAUGGCCCUGAACCUCUGGUCUGUUCCCCACGGCCUUGAAGACCUGCUUAACCCCAUAGGAGUCACUGGAUCCAACCCUAAUAAGGAAACUCCUUGUCUGGAGUUGGAGUUUGACCACUUUAGUAGUCCAGUCAAAUACCCAGAUAUGUCCGCUAUAGAGGAUCAUGCAAACUGGACCAUCUCGAGGGAACUGGGAUUCAAUUACAACCUCUCUGGACAGAGUAAUCGUGUGGCCAGAGAUCACGCCUUGACAGAGAGUGACAAAGAGCAGCUGAGACAGCUGAGCAACAGAGACCCUCUGUCAGAAAUCACUGAGCAGGAGAAAGACUUCCUCUGGAGACACAGGCACUACUGUAUGGACAUCCCUGAGAUCCUUCCCAAGAUCCUCCUGGCAGUCAAAUGGAACUCCAGAGAUGAAGUAGCACAGAUGUAUUUCCUGCUAAAGGAUUGGCCAUCUAUCCGUCCUGAGCAGGCCAUGGAGCUGUUGGACUGUAACUAUCCGGACCCCAUGGUCAGGCACUUCGCUGUCCGGUGCCUUGACAAAUACCUGACCGAUGACAAAUUGUCCCAGUACCUCAUCCAGCUUGUACAGGUGUUAAAGUAUGAGCAGUAUCUUGACAAUCCCCUGGUCCGCUUCCUCCUCAAAAAGGCCCUGACCAAUCAAAGAAUAGGGCACUUCUUCUUCUGGCAUCUCAAGUCAGAGAUGCACAAUAAAACAGUGAGCCAGCGGUUUGGGUUGCUAUUAGAAUCCUACUGCAGAGCCUGCGGCAUGUACCUCAAACACCUGAGCAGGCAGGUAGAAGCCAUGGAGAAACUCAUUAACCUCACCGACAUCCUCAAACAGGAGAAAAAGGAUGAGACACAGAAGGUCCAGAUGCGGUUUCUAGUGGACCAGAUGAAGAGACCGGACUACAUGGAUGCUCUUCAGAACUUCACCUCUCCCCUCAACCCUGCACACCAACUGGGAAACCUGAGGUUAGAUGAAUGCAGGAUCAUGUCAUCAGCAAAGAGGCCAUUGUGGUUGAACUGGGAGAAUCCUGACAUCAUGUCUGAACUGCUCUUUCAGAACAAUGAGAUCAUCUUCAAAAACGGAGAUGACUUGCGUCAGGACAUGCUCACUCUGCAGAUUAUCAGAAUCAUGGAGAACAUUUGGCAGAAUCAGGGACUGGACUUGCGGAUGCUGCCCUAUGGCUGCUUGUCACUAGGAGACUGUGUGGGUCUCAUUGAGGUGGUUCGCAGCUCCCAUACCAUCAUGCAAAUCCAGUGUAAAGGAGGCCUGAAGGGGGCGCUGCAGUUCAACUCAAACACCCUGCAUCAGUGGCUCAAGGACAAGAACAAGGGCGAGAUGUACGACAUGGCUGUGGAUCUGUUUACAAGGUCGUGCGCUGGCUACUGUGUAGCUACUUUUAUCCUUGGUAUAGGAGACAGGCACAACAGCAACAUUAUGGUCAAGGAUGAUGGACAGUUGUUUCAUAUAGAUUUCGGCCAUUUCCUGGAUCACAAGAAGAAGAAAUUUGGUUACAAGAGAGAGAGAGUUCCCUUUGUGCUGACACAAGAUUUCCUCAUCGUCAUCAGCAAAGGAACCCAGGAGUGCACCAAGACCAGGGAGUUUGAGAGGUUUCAGGAGAUGUGUUAUAAGGCCUACCUGGCCAUCCGGCAGCAUGCCAACCUGUUCAUCAAUCUCUUCUCCAUGAUGCUGGGCUCUGGGAUGCCCGAGCUGCAGUCAUUCGAUGACAUCGCCUACAUCAGGAAGACACUGGCGCUGGAGAAAUCUGAGCAGGAGGCGUUGGACUACUUUAUGAAGCAGAUGAAUGACGCUCACCAUGGAGGAUGGACAACCAAGAUGGACUGGAUAUUUCACACAAUUAGACAGCAUGCACUAAACUAAUAAUGCUGUACACACAAACAUUAGCCACCUGUCCCACCAUAGAGCUACAAUACACUACAGAGCUUCACUACAAUACCAGUAGACGGGCUGAUUUCCAGCCAUCUAACCUCCAACCACCAAGCAUUAGUCCUGCACACGGCCUUCAGUUCUCCAUUUCUGCUGACGUCAGGAACUGCUAAUCCAGCGAUAGGACAUUCAGUUUCCUGUUUGACAGCGUGAACACUUUUUGGACACAGCAGCUCUAGUCAUGUUUUUUUUUUUUUUUUCCUGUUUCCCCAUAUUGUCCUUACAUUACUACCUGUCUUUCAAAUGACGCCCCUGCACCCCCCUCUGCCUGGUCUGGAUUUACAAGGAAGUGUCUUCUUGUAAACAUCUCUGCUUCCUCCUCAUGUCCUGAUGGGGAUGUGCACUCUCCUCAGCUAGGAUUCACUAGGCCGGUGUUUGUACUGGCUACUCUCCUUCCGCUGUUUGGGGGAAAUUGGAAAAACUGGGUAACCAAGGAUGUUUUACCCCCACGCUGCUGCUCACUGAGGAAAAACACAAACUGAUGAGAGCAACGUAAAGAACAUCAAUCCGCCUAGCUACAAAUGUAGCCUUGUUUAAGUCCCACUUGCUGCACUACUGCUGUGCUAUUGCUGCACUGUGGCUGCACCCCAGAGGGGAGGUGCUUGUUUUGUUUUUCAGCGCUCAGAAGACACAAGGACCAGUCUAGCAGGGUUAGAGUUCGGGGUGGGAUUAACGCCGAUGAGUAUAGGAGAAGGGCUUCUACGACGGCUGUACAGUUUUCCACCAUCUUCUGGGUGAAGUUGCCCUUGUGAGCUCACUUGGCAUCAGCUCCCCCACCCACCUUCACUCCUAACCUCAACCAUCUGUGAGGAAAUUUCAAAGCUCAGAAACUCCAAAUUGUUGUCUGGGUUGUUUGGCCCGAGCUCUGCGGUCUCCCUCUGUCUCUGUGUAACAGUGCUGCCCCCUUGGGAACAUUUGCUGGUGGUGCAGCUUUACACUCCUUAAAACUCCUGGGUGAUGAUGCCUUAUCAUCAAAAACAGCACUUAGAAACAACAGAAUAAUAUACAGAUUUAUUAUGACUUUUUAAAUUUAUUUAUGUAUGUAGUUUCUUUCAGUUUAUACAAUGGCAAAACUCCACUCCUCCACAAUCACUCCUUUGUUUGUGUAAAUAUAUUUGUUGUUUUGUUUUUUGUUUUUUUUGUUUUUUUUGUAUUUUGUGUUUUGUAUCUCUCAGUUGGAGCUUCUUCUGCCAAUCAUGAGUGCGAACCUCGCACCCCCUUUUCUCGAUCGUAUUCGUUAAAUUGGAGUGCUGCGCUGACAUCUUUUUGCCUCGUAGACUCUGUUAAAUUCCACAUCUCACCCGACCAUACCGGUGAUGCGAGAUCACUUUCACUUGAUGUCACAGCAGCCCCUGUUUUACUAUGUGUACUCCAUCGCCCCAGUAGAAAUUGUAAAGUUUAAUUUGUUUGGGGAUCCACAAUAGUGAGAGUGAAAGCACCCAUCUCACAUUUUAUGAAUAAUGGGACCUGUCUUCUUUAGCCUCUGGCUGCCUGUUUUAGCAGCGAGUGGAGGCCCAGAGGAAUGUCAUGUCUUCCUGUCGAUGAAAUGCCUUGGCGCCACAGCACAACACCUUACAACACUGCACACUACUCAGCGCUACACGGUUGGCUUCACUAACCUAGCAAGUUGUAGCAACAAAACCAUACUGGCACUCUGAUGGUUUUUUUGUUUGUUUUUGUUUAGAAAAAUCAGAACAAGAUCUGACCUUAAUUGAGCACUUUUUGUAUUUUCUACCAUGCUGGGUCAGUGCUUUUAAGUACAACCUCCAUUCGAAUGUCUUUAAAACAAUGAAUCAUGGACAAAGUGUAUUGUAACUUUUAAUCAUGACACAUUUGGUGGGCACUUUUAUCCAAAACACCCUACACUGAGCCUGCAACCCUGGCAAUAUUGGAGCCAUGCUCUCACCAUUGAGCAGCACAAGGAAUGACACCGCUGACCCUGGUACUGUUAAAGCCAUGCUCUGCCCACAGAGCUGACAUUGUUAGACGCCUGGAGUUUUUUUUUUUUUCUCUAAUAGAAAUAUUUGUGCAUGAUGCUUUUUUUUUCAUGUGAGCCAAAUUGUUAAAAAAAAAAAAAAAGCAGACCAUGACUGUUUAAAUAGUUUUAAAUGUAACUACCCAGUAUUGCCCCAAAAUCUGUCCUGUAUGGAUGUUCAGACUUUUGUAAUUUAUUUCAAAAAUCGACUCUGGUCAUAAGUUGAUUGACUUUAGUGCUGAACGUAGCACCUUGACUGGCAACCUGCCAUAGACAGAUGAACUGAGAACUGCUCAGAUGCAGGUUGGGCACUCUGCUGAAGCAAGAAUGUAUUGGUUUACAAUUGAUUAUGGGAUAGGUGCCAUAGAGCAGCCUCACAAGCCCCUAACUCCUCACUUUGUAUCUUACAUCCAGCUAAGAUAUUUGGACAUGCACACAGCUACAGUACUGUCUUAGCAGCCUUACAGCAUGAAAGAGUCCAUCUGUCACCUGAAAAGAGCGCCAACGAUUUCCCAGUCCAGCUGUUGAUUGUACUGAACAGCCAAAGUCGCAAUUUGUUUCGUAUCAGACGAUUGUGUGUGUGUGUGUGUGUGUGUGUGUGUGUGGUAUUAUUGCAGCAUUAAUGGUUUGAAUGUAUUUAAUUGCAAACAUGGACCUUGUGUGCACUCAGUAUGUUAGUGUGUGUUUAUGCGUUGUUUUCUCUGUAUUUUCUUUGUAAUGUCAGAUGCAGUGCCACUGUAUAGUACAUAGCUUAUCAGCAGAGAAAUGCUCUCCUCCUCACUCAUCUUGUAUUGCCAAUCCUGCCAACUCUGGCGUUAUCGAGGCCUGUGGAAGCUAAUGCUGGGGUUGCAUCAUGCAGUGAGUCAAAUCAGUUACAGAUCUAUUCAAGCUCCCAUUCGCUGACAAGGGUUUGCACUUAAAUUUCUAGUUCUCAAUGCCUUUUUGUCCUCAAGGACACUAUAGGAAGAAAGUGAGCCUACCAUGCAUGUCUCUCAGCAGCAUAAGCAGUUUGUAUGUACAUUUUGACGCAGCAUUAACGCAGUAUGUAUGUACAGUUACAGUCUCUAACCUCUUUUUCUAUGGUUGGCCUUCAUGUAUGACAAGCCUGUAGUAUUAUUAGCCUUAUCUUUAAUAGCUUCCUUUCCCAUGUAUCCUCCAAAUUUUGUGUGUGUGUGUGUGUGUGUGUGUGUGUGUGUGUGUGUGCGCAUGCAUGUGAAUGCACAUGCAUUAAUUGUCUUUCUGUACAGGAUGCAGAGCUUCAUGGGCAGGCCCCAAUGAAAUCCACCCCCUACAUGUUUGUCCAUGUGUCUGUGUGCGAUGACACUGUUACUGUUACAGUGCAGAGUCUCUAAAUGUUUUGUAAGCCUUUUUUCCACAGGCUGGUCUGGGCCAGAGAAGAAAAAAACAGAUGCUGACCUUUUUGCAUCAUUUGUAAGGAAAAAAACUGAGGGAAAUGAAAAACUUUUUUCAGACUUCUGUUGUAAAUGUUUUACUUGAAAUGUCAUGAAUCUGAACCACGGUUGUAUGUUGUCAGUUUAAAGUCAAUAUAAGGAGUGCGGUGUCUGUUAAUACUCUGGGUGUGUGUGUAUGGCUUGUACUGUAUGUACUGUAAGCACCGAAGGUUACAGCAUUGUGUAUAGGCUAUUUGAUACUGCUAGUGAAGAUUGUCAAUGCCAGAACCCUGCAUUUAAGAGUGAAAAGACACUAGCACGUCUUUGAUUAGUGAAGGACCAAAGUUGCUCUCGUUGCCAAAUUUCAAACAUCAGGGUACGGUGAGAACUAUGACGAAGGAUGUAAGAUUUUGUAGGAGUGAGUAAUUAGGUCAAAUUACACAUGCAUUUUUAGAGCCAUCCUCAAUAAGGCUUGCGCACAGAUUUAGAAGGAGGAGCUUUAAAACUGAGGUUGUAGUUCUCACAUUUUUGUCAGAGCACGCUCUUCAAAAAGUUGUCUGGGCCAACAACUUUGGUGCUGAAUUAAUUCAAAAAAUCUGCAAUAAAUAUUGUACUGUUUUUUCUCCCUCAAAUGAAGGGCUCUGAUGGCACCCAUCGUUUGUCCAAGUCCCAGUAAAUUAUCAAGAUUCAGAAAAACGCAACAAUGAAAACCCAGGCCCAUAUUCACAAAGCUGCUCAUCACAGGUUCAGGGAAACUUAGAGUGACUCAACACCAGCAGAAGACUUCUGCUGCGCUGCCCUCUAGUGGCUGAAACCUUCAAACAUGUAGUUCUUCUGGCCACACCCAAUCUGUGAUGCAGCUGCAGGUACUUUGCCACUAACAGCUGCUAACACAACCUGCUGCAACGUCACUGAUGGGUUGCGGCCAGAAGUGCAACAUGUCUGAAAGUUUUAACCCCCAGAGGGCAGAGUAGCAGGAGUUUCCACGCGUUUGUGGUUUAGUGUUGAGUUUGACCUUUUCAAGCCAACUGGCCUGGUAACUAAAAGCCUGCAGUUUCCAGUGAAAUUCUGCAUGAUGAUGGAGAAUCAUUGUACCAACCAAUUCAAAAUAUAAAUGAGCUUUUUGUUGCUUUUUUGUGAGCUUCCCAUGCUCCAGCUUGUGAUACAUAGAGGUUUUUGAGGCCUUAAUAGCUGUGUCAUGUGGGCCGUGUUGAAGCUCAGAGAAAAGAUGCCAUAGUGUUAAAUGUCUCAAUACUAAAACAAAGUCAGAUGCAGGUCCUCAAGUGUAAUCAGUGAUGCACAACUAAUGGGUAACGAUCAUCAGCCAGACUCUGCACAAAGUAUCUUUGCAUAGAAAGCUGAUAUGCAGUUUGUGACUCCGUGAAAGUUGGCAGAGAGACAGUUUCUGUAUUAAAAAAUAUCCCAACUGUCUUUAGCCCCUUCCGGUUUACCCCUGCUAAUAAAUAACCUGACCUGACCUGUGAUCACAGGCCAGUUCCAGCUCCUGUUCUUAGCACUCAUGAAUAUGGGCCCAGUUCCUCCUCUGCAUAAUGUAAAGUGGUUCGGAAACACUUUGAAACGUUUCAAAUCUACAAUGAGGGAAUGUCACUGCUACAUGACACACACACACACACAAAAAAAAUCAGCAAGACUCACAGAUGGCCUUAAAGCUAACAAAAUGUUGGGUGUUUUUGAACAUUUACACUUGCAGGGAACAAAAGGACUUAAGGAACAAAGCGGGGUAAUCAUUGACCAUUCAGUUUUGAUCUUGAGAAAAAUCCUAAACUCUCCAUUUGAUGAGAAAGAAGCUAAACGGUCUGCUAUCGUUUCACGUGCUCUCCUUUUAUGCAGUAUUCUGAACUGCAGUGCAGUAUCUCAUUAACAUGUUUCCAUAACGGUUGCCAUGCUGUCAUGACCUUAGCCUAUACUAUGAAUGUAAAAUGGGCCAAUGUAUUGUUUCUCACAGCCAACCUGCAUGUGUUUGGGUGAAGGUGACAAAUAUUCUUCUUGCUACCUUUUUGUUAUUGUUUUUAUUUUUCCUUAGUCUGCUAAGGAGCCAUAUGAAUGUUUAUUAAUUAAUGCCUUAAGUUUGCUCCCUGUAGUAACAGAUACCAGGACAAGUCAAACCCCCCAGUAACCUGCAUUUUUAUUCACAAAAUGUAUAUUGUUUCAUUUGGCUCGUUGGUUAGAGUAAAAGCUUUGUACCCUGACUGACUGACUGACAAGACAGACUGACUCACUGGUCGUCUGAGUGUUUUUGUGAAGAUGUACAAAUAAAGUUCAGUUAAACAUUCA